Messenger RNA from Populus trichocarpa (black cottonwood), 2466 nucleotides. Its product is annotated as pyruvate kinase isozyme A, chloroplastic. Gene Ontology annotation, biological process: glycolytic process. Gene Ontology annotation, molecular function: potassium ion binding; pyruvate kinase activity; magnesium ion binding. NCBI's taxonomy places the organism in Eukaryota, Viridiplantae, Streptophyta, Magnoliopsida, Malpighiales, Salicaceae. The coding region runs from base 195 to 1967 and encodes 590 amino acids. The transcript has 6 exons. The record is from RefSeq and is a predicted model, not a curated record. Gene Ontology annotation, cellular component: cytoplasm; chloroplast stroma.
GUCAACAGUCACUCGUUCUGUCCCCUUCCUGCCCUGCUCACUUGGCGACUUCUACAAAGCUCUUUCUCACUUGACUCUCCUCGUUACAUCCGCCCCUUUCCCUAUCUUUAAUAAAACCCCUUCCUUCCUCAUUAACCAAUCCCCAAACCCUCCUUCCCUCCCUGUCAUCACCUGACCACAUUUUCCCGGUAACCAUGUCUCGGUCAUUACACAUCUUCACUCCCUCUAAUCUCACUUUCCCCAAACAACCUUACCCCAAACCCUCCAGCAAUCGCCGGUUCCCGGCCACCACCUUCUCUCCGAAACUCAUCUCAAUCAAAGCCUCCACGUCAUCAGAUCCCAACUCCAGCACGUCUCCGCAAGUCCUAAUCUCCAACAACGGAACCGGAGCAAGCGGGAUAUUAUCCUCUACACCGCAGGACUAUGAUACACCGCCGUCGCAAUCAAUUAUCUCCGACUCGAGCUCGAUCGAGGUAGAUGCGGUGACGGAGGUGGAAUUGAAGGAGAACGGGUUCAGGAGCACGAGGAGGACAAAACUUGUGUGCACGAUCGGGCCAGCGACGUGUGGAUUUGAAGAACUGGAAGCGCUGGCUGUUGGAGGAAUGAAUGUUGCACGAAUUAACAUGUGUCAUGGGACGCGUGAGUGGCAUAGGAGAGUGAUUGAGAGAGUGAGGAGAUUGAAUGAAGAGAAAGGUUUUGCUGUUGCUAUUAUGAUGGAUACUGAAGGUAGUGAGAUUCAUAUGGGUGAUCUCGGUGGUGCAUCCUCUGCUAAAGCUGAGGAUGGUGAAAUUUGGACUUUUAGUGUGCGAGCAUUUGAUUCGCAUCGACCAGAACGCACUGUCAAUGUGAAUUAUGAUGGUUUUGCUGAGGAUGUGAAAGUUGGGGAUGAACUCCUUGUUGAUGGUGGAAUGGUGAGGUUUGAGGUGAUGGAGAAAAUUGGUCCAGAUGUCAAGUGUAGGUGUACUGAUCCUGGACUGAUGCUACCACGAGCUAAUGUGACUUUCUGGAGGGACGGAAGUCUAGUACGAGAACGCAAUGCUAUGCUCCCCACAAUUUCCUCGAAGGAUUGGUUGGAUAUUGAUUUUGGGAUUUCAGAGGGCGUUGACUUCAUUGCAAUAUCCUUUGUCAAGUCUGCUGAAGUGAUUACUCAUCUUAAAAGCUACAUAGCUGCACGGUCUCGUGAUAGUGAUAUAGCUGUCAUUGCAAAGAUAGAGAGUAUUGACUCAUUAAAGAACUUGGAGGAGAUCAUUCAAGCAUCAGAUGGAGCAAUGGUAGCCAGAGGAGAUCUAGGUGCUCAGAUACCAUUAGAACAGGUCCCAUCGGCCCAGCAAAAUAUUGUUCAAAUUUGUAGGCAGCUAAAUAAGCCAGUCAUUGUCGCUUCUCAGCUGCUUGAAUCUAUGAUUGAAUACCCCACACCUACCAGGGCUGAGGUAGCUGAUGUUUCUGAAGCAGUUAGGCAAAGGGCAGAUGCUUUGAUGCUAUCUGGUGAGUCAGCCAUGGGCCAAUACCCAGAAAAGGCAUUGGCUGUUCUGAGGAGUGUCAGUGUGAGAAUUGAGAAGUGGUGGAGAGAAGAGAAAUGCCAUGAAGCUAUGGAACUCCCUGUUGUAGGAUCCUCAUUUUCUGACAGUAUUUCUGAAGAGAUUUGCAUUUCUGCUGCCAAGAUGGCUAACAAUUUGGGAGUAGAUGCACUUUUUGUCUACACAAAGACAGGCCACAUGGCUUCUCUCUUGUCACGCUGCAGACCUGAUUGCCCAAUCUUUGCUUUCACAAGCACAACAUCUGUAAGGAGACGCCUGAAUCUACAGUGGGGCCUGAUACCUUUCCGCCUGAGUUUCUCUGAUGAUAUGGAAGGCAACCUUAAUAAAACCUUCUCAUUGCUCAAGGCUAGGGGAAUGAUCAAAUCAGGUGACCUUGUCAUUGCUGUCUCGGACAUAUUACAGUCCAUCCAAGUUCUGACUGUCCCUUAGAUUUUAGGUUAGAUUGCAAUCGCCACCUCAGCCCUUCUUCUAGGUUGGGUUAUCUAGUAAUUUCUAUGUCUAUUGUUAGUGGUUCAGCAAUUUGGUUGCUGCUAGAAAAUUCUAAUUGCUAUAAAGGAAUCUGAGGGUAGUCAUCAAAUCAUCCCUGCUUUCACUGGCUUUGUGCCUGAUUCAAGGACACAUCCACCCAUUCAGCAAUAAGGUUUGGCGGAUCACUCCAUGCUAGCAGCUUUGAUUUUUUUGGCAGGUGAUCACAAUUUUACCCAGUGACUUUGUUUUGACAUGUUUCUAAGUGUACCAAUGGAAGCAGAGCUAUAUUUUCUCAUAUAUUGUUGUGUGGUUUUAUAUAACCAGUGUAGUCCAGAUUGCUUAUGUUGUUUUUUCAGCUUGACUCUUAGUUCCGAUAAAUGCUUAGAUAGAGAAAACAAGGUCAACAGAAGUUGUUACCAGAUUUGUUUAUGCUAUCCAGUUAUUGCUUUGUAUCUGUUCA